This is a messenger RNA of Spizellomyces punctatus DAOM BR117, 639 nucleotides long. RefSeq lists its product as uncharacterized. The coding region runs from base 9 to 503 and encodes 164 amino acids. The transcript is spliced from 4 exons. The record is from RefSeq and is a predicted model, not a curated record. Gene Ontology annotation, cellular component: nucleolus. Lineage: Eukaryota; Fungi; Chytridiomycota; Chytridiomycetes; Spizellomycetales; Spizellomycetaceae.
GGUUCCAAAUGCAUCCAGUGUCAUUGCAACGCAUAAUGCAUUCGAGUCUUAUAUUCCGGCUGCAGUGUGACUUGAAAUCGCUGCAAGUCGUCGAUUUCCACCCGAAUCGAAGACUUGCAAACAAAUCUGCCAAAACAUCCAUGUCCUCUUACGACUUUGCUGGAGGCUCCCUCAAAUUGAAGGGGACCUCUGGAGGAAUAAAAAAAAAGAAAAAGUCGAAAAACGACUCGAAAAAGCUCGCGAAUGCAGUGAUCGCUUCAGGGCAUGAUGCAACAAAGAAUGAUGUCGUUGAUGAGACGCAAACUGUAAAAGAAAAGGAACCCCACAUAUAUCGGAAAAAGACAGAAGCAGAGUUGAAGUUUGAAGAAAUACAAAGGAAAAGACAAGCGGACAGAAUAUCAAAGAUUGCCUCUCAAUCUCAUAAGGAGCGGGUAGCGGAGUUCAAUAAAUAUUUAGAGAACCUCUCCGAGCAUUACGAUAUCCCUAAAGUUGGACCGGGAUAAGCCCAUUGUCCAUCUGUACCUGUCGUUCGUGUGUACCAUGAAAUGAUGAAUGUAAAUAAAAGGUGUAAAUAUAAUAUCUGCCCACACAGUGUCGUAUUAAACAGCGAUUGCUGGUAAUAAAUUACUACAAAGUAAC